GGAUGGCAUGCUCAAAUCUCUUAGACUACUGUCUUCUUGCAGAGAGUAUGUUAUCAUAGAUGUUAUUACAGUUUUUUUUUAAGAUAAAUGAUAUUCCUGUAAAUUUCAUGAAAGUCGACGAAGCCUUCAAUUCGACGUGACACCUACUUACAGCCCGUUUGUGGAAAUGUCAACGAGCAAAGAACAAGCGGCUAUAAGUCAAGUAAUGGCUUUCCUUCGUGAAUGGGACCAGGGCAACAAGAUGGUGCGGAGCCGCAUGCUUCAAGAGUUCGUAAAACAGCACCAAGGCAAAACAUGUCCUGCCCUGGAGCUGGAGUUCGCACAAGUUGCCAGUUUAUUCCUUGCAAGGCUUACAGCCUGGUUGAGACUGACAUACAUGUUUGGGACAUGUUUAGGGCUGCAGCUAAAGGCAGUGGGUGUCUUCCUCUCUGCAUCAAGCAAUCAUCGUUAUCUGAUUGAGUUCCUGGAGGUUGGAGGAGUCCUGACCCUCCUGGAGAUCUUGGGUCAGAAUCAGACCAAAGAGGAGGACAAAGCUGAGGCCCUGCAUCUGCUCCAGAUAGUGUCCAACGCUGGACGCAAGUACAAAGAACUCGUCUGUGAAAGCUAUGGUGUGAGAGCCAUUGCUGAGUGCUUGGCUACAUCACAGAUAGAGAGCACUCAGGAAACAGCUCAGUUGCUUCUGGAAUCCCUGGCUCAUGGCAAUCCCAAAUACCAAAACCAGGUGUACAAGGGCCUGAUUGCCCUUCUGCCAUGCACCUCUCCAAAGACACAACAGCUUGUUCUACAGACCCUUCGCGUUGUGCAGGACAUUGUGAAGGUCGCUUACCCGAGUAUUGUUGAACCACUGCUGAAUUCACUCAAAUCUCUGCACCUCGAGGUGCAACAUGAAGCUCUCGAGCUGAUCACUGAGCUGAGGCACUACGAAGUUAGACCAGCCCUGCUCAAGGGUCUGGUUGCUCUGCUGAAACCUGUGAAGGAACGAGUGCAAAAGUACAAGAUCCUGGAAGAUUCAGAAAUGACAAAGAUGACAGAGUCUUUGCCAUUAUUUGUCCAACAAGCUGCUGCUGCUAAAGCCAUAAGGAUGCUGGCUCAGGGGAGUGAGGAGCUCUCCACCGAACUGCUCCAUUUGAGAGUGGUGCACCACCUGCUGUACGCCAUGGGCAACCAGAGCCAUGCAGAUGCCCAGAGACAAGCCAGCCUCGCUUUAGAGCACUUUGUUCAGACCUACCCACUGGUGGAGGAGCAUGUCCGCAGGGCCAUGGGCCAAACACUGUUUCAGUUGUUUAUGUUGAACGCUGAGAUUCUGUACAUGAAGAUGGAUGAAAUCCAAGCUGACAUCUUACACUCAAACAAAGUGAACAUAGCUGAGGCUCUGGAGAAUCAGAAAUCUGACACAGCUAAGGUUUGCGAGCCAUCAUGUUUUCUCAGGUUUUACAAAAUGAGCAAGCUCAGAUCUGCAGUGCAGAAGGGCAAGAAAGUGUCCUUGGAGAACACAGGCACAGUGAAAAGAAGCAAAAGACAAGUGUCUGCUGUUAAAGAAGAGCCAAUAGAAGCAGAAUCUUCCUCUUAUCAUUAUUUCCAGAAUCCAGAGGAUAUUGGGUCUUUCAGGUCCAAUCUUCUGAGCUGGUAUGACCAAACCAAGAGGGAAUUGCCAUGGAGAACGGUGGCCAUGACCGAAAAGGACAUUAAUGUCAGAACAUAUGCAGUGUGGGUGUCCGAAAUCAUGCUUCAGCAAACACAAGUAGCUACAGUGAUCGACUACUAUAACAAGUGGAUGAAGAAGUGGCCUACUGUGGAAAAACUUGCUGAAGCCACACUGGAGGAGGUGAAUCAGAUGUGGGCAGGGCUUGGAUAUUAUUCAAGAGGGAGAAGGCUGCACGAGGGAGCACAAAAGGUGGUUUCAGAGCUGGGAGGAGAAAUGCCCAGGACCCCAGAGCAGCUCUUGAAGCAGCUGCCCGGAGUGGGACGCUACACUGCAGGGGCCAUUAGCUCCAUAGCACUCGGCCAGGUGGCUGGUGCGGUGGAUGGAAAUGUUAUACGUGUCUUGUGUCGUGCCCGGGCCAUUGGGGCAGACAGCACAAGUCCAGCUGUCACUGAAGCACUAUGGAAGAUUGCUGAGACCCUUGUGGACCCACAAAGACCUGGAGACUUUAACCAGUCCAUGAUGGAGCUUGGAGCGCGAGUGUGCACUCCGAAAAACCCACUGUGUAAUCAGUGUCCCGUAAAGACACACUGCCAUGCCUUCAAAAAGGUCAGUGUCAAACAACAAAAGGAAUGCAAGACACUCCAGAGUAAAUUGAAUCCAGCGGUUAAUGGCUCUACUCCAGAUAUUGAAAGUUGUGUGACCACAGGGCCCUGUCAGCUCUGCUUGUCUGAGCCGUGGGACAGUCAGCUGGGAGUGCAGAACUACCCGAGGAAGCCCAGCAAGAAAGCUGCCCGCGUGGAGCGCACCCUGGUCUGUGUGCUGGAGCGGGAGAAAGUAGGAGAGGAGAAAGAGUACCUCCUCUCACAGAGGCCUAGUAAAGGGUUGUUGGCUGGGAUGUGGGAACUGCCAGGUGUGCUUGAGGAGGAGGGAAGCUCAGAAAUGAAACUUAAAAAGAGUCUGUGCGCCGAGGUUGGGAAGCUGCUGGGAGUUCUACUGGACAAAGAGCCUCUGGAGUUCGUGGGGGAGGUCGUCCAUAUUUUUUCACAUAUCCACCAGACAUAUGUUGUCUAUAGUAUGGUGUGUCCAGAUCAUAAAAAUAGAGAGAAGUCAACCGUUCGCUGGAUCACCACAUCUGCUUUGCAAGAGGCUGCUGUUUCAACAGGAGUGAAAAAGAUUAUGAAGCUGUAUGAGUCUAAGAAAAAUCUGAAAGGAGACAAUACCAAGGACAAGAAAAGAAAAGGCUCUGCAUCAAAAGAUGAGAAGAAACCCAAAAAAGUGAAAGAGAGUGGAGGAGGCAAGCAACUCUCUCUCACCAAGUUCUUCUCUCCCUCAAAAACAAACCAAUAAAUGGAGACACUAUCCCUGAUGGCCAGCUGAUCAUAGACAGAAUGUGUAAAGUUGAAAAUGGACUAAUGUUUAACUGAUGAUUAGGCUUUGCUGUGAUAGUCUACACCUUAUCUGCAAAGGUCAUGGAAAAAAUGAACUGCUGUGGUCACCAUCCACUUAAGAGAUGCAUAGGUCCAUGACAUGUGCAUGUCUUUAUAUCAUAAUGUUUUUUUAUAUAUAUAUAAUUGAGAGACAUUCAUUCCCAGUUGAUACUAUAUAUUA
This is a messenger RNA of Sardina pilchardus (European sardine), 3253 nucleotides long. RefSeq names its product mutY DNA glycosylase (gene mutyh). Gene Ontology annotation, molecular function: purine-specific mismatch base pair DNA N-glycosylase activity; oxidized purine DNA binding; adenine/guanine mispair binding. The record is from RefSeq and is a predicted model, not a curated record. Gene Ontology annotation, biological process: mismatch repair; base-excision repair. Gene Ontology annotation, cellular component: nucleus. The transcript has 27 exons. The coding region runs from base 167 to 2992 and encodes 941 amino acids. Lineage: Eukaryota; Metazoa; Chordata; Actinopteri; Clupeiformes; Clupeidae.